Molecule: messenger RNA, 5040 nt
Organism: Harpegnathos saltator (Jerdon's jumping ant)
Lineage: Eukaryota; Metazoa; Arthropoda; Insecta; Hymenoptera; Formicidae
Exons: 13
Coding region: 2917-4596 (559 amino acids)
Biological process (GO): regulation of transcription by RNA polymerase II
Cellular component (GO): nucleus
Molecular function (GO): protein binding
Source: RefSeq, a predicted model, not a curated record
CGAUGAAGACGACGAUGAGGAGAAGGAGGAGGAGGAGGUCGAUUUCCUCACGGCAGGGCGUCGCGCGCGCUUUCUAGGUUAGCGCGGCUUUUUAUCGUCCGGCAGUCCAAGGAAGAGAAACGGCGGCGGGCGGGCGUUUUAUCGUGCGCGGUGCGUCACGGAAAAUGCGUCGGGCAAUCUCGAUAACGCUCAUGCCGUUUGCCGGUGCCGAAGAGGCCCCUCGUUGGACGACGCCGCGGCCUCCUCCGUCUUGCACCUCCUACCCCGUCGUCGCGUGCUCGUGAGUCCCGCGUUCCUGACUGGAGAGCGAAGGCACGUUUACCCGUUUGUUUUGCGGCCAGGCUACAUCCUACUCCGCAGGUGGAGGGGGAAUGGAAAACGGCACGUUAUCGGCCGCUUCCGGGCCCUUUGUCGAUUGCCACGCCUUCGAAACUGCGUUUGCGCCUCGCCAUUUGCGCAACAGUUGGAAGUUGGAAUAUUUUUGCCUCCCCGAAAAUCACCCCCGCACGCGGCCCAAGUAAGGAGGGAGAGAGAGAGAGCUUCGCUGUGCCUGCCCAUCGUCGUGGACGAAAAUCCAGGAGCCUGCUCGCUGGCCCGGCCUGACCUGGCUGGCUGGCUGGCUGUUUGCCUAGCUGGCACUCCAUCUCGCCCUUUCGUUUGGAAGAGGGCGGCCGUCGACGUUCCGUGACUCGUGCGCACACAUGGCCGAUUGCCAGCGGCGGAAUCGCGGAGUCGCCACCCCGAUAGCUGUUCUCCGGGCCUCGUGCACGGCCAUGUAGUACAACACUCGGGGCCUGCUGGAAAGGGCAAGGAGAAGCAUCAGCGGCCUUGAGGCUGGGUAGCAGCCAAUCCCAAGCCCCCGCUCGCUAAAGGAGGUGGCGCGGGAUUGGCUGAGCGUUCUCCACGGUGCCGAGCGACUUCCGGGCGCUUCCGGUCGGGACCACAGGCCGAUUCCUCACGAGCGGCAGGGCCCCUGAAAUUCCUCGCGAGACGGGCGAACGAGCGCGCAAAGCGCACCGACCGAAGGAGCGGAGAGACCAGGAGAAUCGGAGAGGGAAGAAGCGACGCGCGAACCACCCACGGCCGCGGCGACGGACGCCUUAGGGCGAGCAGCCGAGCAAACGAAGGGUAUAUCGCUUGGACGAGAACGAAUCCAUGUUGUGUUGACGAGAGAGCGCGUUCAGACAAGCGUAGAGGGACGCGCACGGUCGCGUUCGUUGAAGCUCUUGAUUUGCCAAUUUCCUCGAGUGGCUCGACCGGCACCGGUCCCAGAGAGAAAGAGAGAGAGAGAGAGAGAGAGAGAGAGAGAGAGAAACGUAAGGAUGUCGUAUCGCUCGCGGGCUGUGCACGCUGUAUGCAUCGCAAACAGGGGCGCGCAUGUGUGCAUAUGACGAGAGGCACCGCACGGUAGAGUGAGGGCCGCGGAGGAGCGAGAGUUCCGCGAGAUCCGCAUUUAGGCCGUUAAUUUUAAUAACGGGGGAAAUUCCCAGCCGUGUUAGGCCUAACUACACUAGACGGCCCUGUUGCGGUCGAGAGCAAUCGAAGGCAGUCGGAGUCGUCCGAGCGCGCGAGCGGACGAAGCGAAGUAGUGGGGGAUAGCAUCCCCCCUUAACCCCACCGCCGCGUAGUAUCGUCGACCCCCACUCGGCGGCAGUCGUACUGGCGUCUCUGUCGCUCCCGCAGUCGCUUCCUCUUCCCUCUCCGGUCGUCUUCCUUCUCCGUCUCGCUCGCUCCCUCUCCCUCCGUCUUGCGCUCUUCUCUCUCGUUCUAGCCCGUUCCGCCCGUUCUUAACAUCAAACCACUUAGGGCCGCGGACCUCGACAGUCAGUCGAUCUUUCCUAGUAGCGGCAUUCCGGCAUUUUCCACCUGAUCGCGCGCGGGCGGUCCGGCAAACGCCAUUUUGGUCGUCGUCGCCGUCGUCGUCGUCGUCGUCGUCGUCGUCGUCGCCGUCGGCGUCGUCGCCGUCGUCGUCGUCGUCGUCGUCGCCGUCGUCGUCGUCGUCGUCGUCGUCGUCGUCGUCGUCGUCAUUGCCGUUGUCACCGUCUCAUCGCCCACUCACGCGUCGAGAGAGUAGUCUCGUGCGUGAAACACUCCGGGCACGUUCGUAUGUGCCGCGCCGCGCGUCGUUCUCGUAACAACACCUGACGGUUGCUCCAAAAAACAAUACGCGUCUGUACGUAGUACGCGCGGAGCACUAAACCGUAACGCGCGUUGUUGGUGCGGUGCCGAUUUGAUUUCUUUUUUUUUUGUCGUUCGUUUUGCCGCUCCCGGUAGCAGAGAGAAAGAGCGCAAGAGCGAGCGAGAGGGACAGAGAGUGAGAGACAGACAGAGAGAGAAAGAGAGACAGACUUUACGCCGCCCCCGUGCGCUAGACGAGGAGGGGGCGACCAGGACGGAAAAGGACGCCGGGUGUUGUUUUUCCGUCGCGGACACACGACGAGACGAGUUGCGCGCGCGUAGCGGAGCGGAGAGAGAAGUGCGUGACCCCGCGUGUGUGUGCCAUCGUCGUUCCACGUUCUUCAGCUGUAACAUCCUCUCGUCGCCUGACAGGACCCACGUCGACAUUUCCACGGAUCCGGACGGCAGCGACGGAGCCGCAGAGCGAGGCCGGAUAAGCGGAAAAAGCGCAGGCGAACAGGUGUUGAGGAGCGAGCCGAAGGACUCGGGAGGUUGCGUCGGUUUAUGCGAGGCUGCUGCAGCGGAAAGUCCCGGCGGAGCGAGCCGAGCCAGCCGGUCCCGGCAGUCGUCGACUCGUCGGUCUGAUCGAAGCCGAGGAAGCCGUAUCGCGUCGCGAGAAACGUUGGCGGGACGGAGGAGGAGGCGGCGGAGGCGGGCGACGAGAGUACGGUGAACCGGAAGCGGGCUACGGUGGCCGGCUCGGUGGAGGAGUUCGCCGCGGUGCCGGACGCCCCGCGCAUGCUUCAACAACGAAGCUGUACAGCAGCAGCAACGACACCAACCGCGACGACGAGCUCAUCAUCAUCAUCAUCCAACAUGUUCCCGCAGCAGUACUGCCUGAGAUGGAAGUACCAUCACAGCAACCUGCAGACUAUGUUCUCGCAGCUGCUCGAGCGGCAGGCCUAUUGCGACGUCACGCUCGCCUGCGAGGGCAAGACGCUGCGAGCGCACAAGGUUGUACUGUCGGCGUGCAGCACAUACUUCGACACGAUUCUAUCGCAGUACGAGGAGAAGGACCCCAUCGUCAUCAUGCGUGACGUCAAAUUCUCAGACAUCAAGGUGCUGGUGGAGUUCAUGUACAAGGGAGAGAUCAACAUUGAUCACACGAGGCUGUCGUCAUUGCUGAAAACCGCCGAGGAUUUACACAUCAAGGGUCUCGCCGAGGUCAGCUGGCGCAGCGAUUCCGCGCAAAACGACCUCAACAACACCGGCCACAGUCCCGGUGCCGCGACCCCGGGGGUGGAGACGGUUCUGAGGGAAGGUGACGCCGAUGAGCCGCCACCCCCCAAGCAGAGACGCAGAGGUCGCCCGCCUCUGGACGAUCCACCCUCGGCUCACGACGUAUUUACACCGAAGAUCACGUGCAUCACCGGAAAUACUCGCGGCGGGUAUUACACAUACGGACUAACCACGCGCGACUCUAAUGUGUCACGUCGAACCUUUUCCCAGGAGGAAAUGAUGAGCGAGGGCGGCGACCAUGAGAGUUGGGACGACGACGUGAUGAUGAACGAGAAUAACGAAACGCCACUGCCUGUGCUGUCCUAUAUGUCAAAGGAUGACAGUACAUCUGAUCAGGAAAAGAAAGCGCCUAGCACCCCGUCAAACUCCAACGCCACAAAUCCGUCGAUCCCCGAGCAAUUCCGAGACGUGAUAAAGAUGAACGAUUAUCUGACGACGGGUCGCAGGCAGGAGUUCUGGGAGGAGCCGUUCACACGACGCGUCAUGGACGCGAUCAAGAGCAAAGAACUGGAGAUGAAGACUGCCGCUGAGAUACUCGGCGUCUCUUACGGCACCCUCUAUGGCAGAUAUCGCGACAGUUACGGUUGCCUUAAACACCCGUACAGAGUGCGGGAUUUUUGGUCUGAGCCGGGCCCUGCCGAAGUGCUGGCGAAGCUGCGGAGGAAGGAGAUAACGUUGUUUCGCGCCGCCGAAAUCCUCAACGUGACCGUCCAUACACUGGCGACGUACCUGGCGACGUUGCAGGGUUCGGACAGGGUAUUCUUAACCAGCGACGGGCCGGCGCCCGGCACCAUCGACGGCAACAACGAGCCGACGGAGAACAGCGAGUCGGUGAACGACAUCCUGCAGAAGAUCAACGCGAACGCCGCGACCGCGGCGACGCUGACGACAACCACGCCGAUCAAGCGCGAAGGUGGCGGCUACAUCGAGGUGCCGACGGCGGUGCCGAAGGCCGCGACGUCCGUGCUCGAGAACAAUCCGGACAUCACGAUCGUCAAGACCGAGAACAUGCUGCGCAAGCGUGACUACACGAAGGUAUCCAACACGGAGAACAACAACGCGAAACUGAUGAGCGGCGGCGCUGUCAGCGAAAUCAGCCAGCAGCAGCAGCAACAGCAACAGCAGCAACAGAAACUCGCCGACCCGUUGUCCCUGAGCAACGACAACAGCAAACCCUAACUAUUCAGACCGUAUCUGACACCAGCGAACCCGCGAGCACCACCGAGCGCCAGCUACAGGUCCGAUCUGUGCCCGCGCAGUUUCUAUUCCAACGUGUUUACUCGCUUUCUCACGAAUUUUCAUUUGAAAUAGAGAGGCAAAAGAGAGAAAGAAAGGAGGGCGACAGCUCCUGCGAAUCGUCAUCGCCUCGCCGUUGCCUCGCGCCGACGUCGCGCUAGGGCGCCGACAUCCCGCACACGCGCGGGACUUCGUACUUCGAAAGAGUAGCUUUAGACAAUCUCUCGCGUGUAAUCGGUCGUUGACGAUUAGGAAGGGCCGUGGCUGGCCGUCGGCACGGAGAGAAGCGAAAACUCUGGCGUACGGCCGACUCAGACCCAGCAAAACGGAAGUGCCGCCACAAAGCGUGCGAAUCGCCGCAUAACGAACAGAGAGAAAGAGAGAGAG